Sparassis crispa is the source of this 1566-nucleotide messenger RNA. RefSeq lists its product as hypothetical. The transcript has a single exon. The record is from RefSeq and is a predicted model, not a curated record. Bases 1 to 1566 code for a protein of 521 amino acids. NCBI's taxonomy places the organism in Eukaryota, Fungi, Basidiomycota, Agaricomycetes, Polyporales, Sparassidaceae.
AUGUCGAGGCACCAGUCAUUCCUUCAUUUCACGCUCAUUCUCUUGUCGUGUUCACCCUCAGGUCUCACCGCGCCUGUCGUGUCCCUGGCAUCUUCCUUGGUCUCCCGGGAAAUGUCUCUGGAGCCUCCGACUGUAAUCUUAUCAGUCAACAGUAACAGCGACGUCACUAGCAGCAGUACUCCCGCCGCAACCGGUGCGGCCGUUGUACCCAGCGUUGUCUCUGCAUCCUUGUCUGCGACCCUGUCAGCCACUGACAUAGAUUUUGCUGAAGCGUCUCCUACCUGGACGAUCACGACGGAGUCCAUCCUCACUAUCACAGACGUCUCUGGCACUGCUUCCCCCACACCUGACCCAUCAACUACUCCCGUUGCGUUGGAUGUCGUGGCUAUGGCGUCUGAGUCUGCGUCGACCUCUGCUCAAGUAGACCUGGUAGAUAUUUCUACAGCGAUGCCUACACCUACACAGGCACUAUCGUUAACUUUGACACCGACACCGGAGACAUCAUCCUUCACACCGACCACGCUUUACCUUCCCGCUACUUCGGUGCCUCCGCUAUCUCAGGAUGUAGUUUCCUCCUCUUCUGCAUCCUUGUCAGCCGCAAUUUCUGGUACAUCCUACGCGCAGUUUUCAGGCGUCAAGUACCUCUCGUCUGGCUUAUCCGGACCCACCGCCAUCACCAACCCGAACCCGAGCUCAGCAGCUCAAGGCACUUCCAGCCAGCAGGCCCGCAAGUCCGCGCUCGUCGCCGCCUUCGUGACGCUCGGGUCGUUGACAGCGCUGGGUGUCUGCAUUCUCUGCCUGCGCUGCAAGAUCGUUUCGCGCGUGCGGCGGCUUAGGCGGGAGAGCAACCGACCGUCCUCAGUGCUGACGAUCGAGGAUGGUUUCCAGCCCAAGUCUAUCCUUAUCAACCGCGAGAAAGAUAGCCUCAUACCGGGCCCUGCCCCUCAGGCCGUUACGCUGCAACCGUUCUCACCGAGCACCACAUGUUCGGACGGUCCCCCUACGCCACGUCCGCUCGACUGGGCGCUUUUCGCGAUGAACAACGAGGGUCCCUUUGAAGAUGUGACGCACGUCCUCUCCACCUCCGCACCACGCGACGGCGCCGUCUCGCGCUUGUCUGAGGCAAGCACGACGACGCGCACGAGUGGCGGCGCCAGCCUCGCCGCGGAGUCGUACAUGACGUGCGAGUCACGAUACUCGAGCCCGAGUGUCGAGCGCCGCUCGCAGGACAGCACCGCCGCGGCACGCGGCUCGGGCGAGUCCAUGGCGCUCUCGUUCGCGUUCCCUUCGCAGUCACUACCGCCGUCGGAACCCCUGCGCGCCCCUGAAGCGUCCACCGGCGCACUUGCUGUCCUGCCUGCAGUGAACCUGGUGGGGCAGAAGGCGCUCCAUGUUCCGUCGUUGGCGCCCUCGGAGGAGCUCGUCCUUGCGGGCUCGGAGUGGGACGUCGCAGAUGCAUAUGGCGCACGCAGUAGCGGAGCGAGCUCCGUCCUCAACGAACCUGAGGAACAUAUGGAGACCGUUGAGAUCGGCGGGAGACUGUGUGUGCUAGUGCAGGGGAUCUAG